Oncorhynchus kisutch (coho salmon) is the source of this 835-nucleotide messenger RNA. RefSeq lists its product as uncharacterized. The record is from RefSeq and is a predicted model, not a curated record. Lineage: Eukaryota; Metazoa; Chordata; Actinopteri; Salmoniformes; Salmonidae. The transcript has 4 exons. The coding region runs from base 216 to 767 and encodes 183 amino acids.
AGGCUCUUUACUGGUGAAAACCAGUAUGUUGAAAGAUGCUCAUUAGACGGCCUAGCUUUCACCUGGGUCAGGCAGUGUUUGAGAGGAGGAUAGACUCGGGUAGUCAACUGAUGGGGGAAAAAAGCCUGUGUAUUUACCAGCUAUAGUUUAACUAAUGAAAACAGGUGGCCCUCUUCAUUCAGACAAACGAGGUUAGAGCGGGAGUUUGAAACAAGAUGAAGAUUGUAUUGGUCGUGGCUCUCGUCCUGCUGUUUGUCUGGCUUCAGAAUGCCCACAGGUCUGACGUCAACCAACAAGGAAGUGUUUGUGAUCAGGCUCUUCCUCUGGCCAUUUCCAGGCUCCUCAUCUCCCCUCUCUCGGUCUACUCCUGGCUGGUCUCUGUGAUGGUUAAACUCCUCUUCUCCCCUCUCUCUGUCUACUCCUGGCUGGUCUCUGUGAUGGUUAAACUCCUCUUCUCCUCUCUGACCCUCAUCUCCUCCUCCCUGUAUUAUACUGUCCUGCUCCUGCUUGCCGGGCCCUGCUGUAUCGCCACCUUGUCUCUGUCUGUGCUAGUGUCCUGUCUCCGUGUAGUUAUCUAUAUGGUUCACCUAGUGUUGGUGCUCUGUGCUCUGGCAGUGCUCGCCAUCAUGACUCCACACAAAAUGGCCGACGUGAACGGACCCAAAAUGGCCGACGUGAACGGAAACUGCAGCUCCGAGACUCGGACAGAUCUGGGAUCAGUGUUGGGUCGUAAAGGCUUCACAGCGAGGCCGAGGGCAUCGUGUUAAGUCUGAAAUACAGUUGAUCAGUGUUUUUAUUUGUUAAAGAAUAAACUCCCUUCCUUUUGUAUCCUUUA